AUGUCUUUUCUCAGGACUGUUUUAAAUGACUCUGUCCUCAUUCGUCCUCCAGGCUUCUAUAUCAUUGGAUUUGAGACUUUUCCUUCCAUCAGUGUCUACUUCAUAUUUCUAGCCUUUGUUUAUGUAGUUACAGUGUUGUUUAACGGUUUGGUGAUCUACACAAUUGUUUUUAAUCACUGUUUGCACACUCCUAAAUUUUUUGCUGUUCUCAACCUUGCAGUGAUUGAUGUAAUACUAAAUACUUGUACUAUUCCCAGUAUGAUCAAGGUAUUUCUCAUAAAGGACAACUUUAUUCCAUUUAACCUAUGUAUAGUGCAAAUGUAUGUCUAUUAUGCUUUUGCGACUUUGGAGUCAUAUGCACUGGCUAUACUUUCCUAUGACCGGUUGAUUGCAAUAUGUUUCCCUUUGCGUCAAAACUCAAUCAACACAAAGCAGAGGAUGUGUUGUAUUGUUGGAGUGUCAUGGGGGUUUGGUCUGGGAGUAAUUAUUUUUUCGACAAGUUUAAUGGCACGACUGUCUUUCUGUGGGUCUGUGAGAGUUUUCAGUUAUUUCUGUGACUACGCACCUGUGUUUAGACUUGCCUGUAAUGAUUACACACUGCAAUGGUGGGUGUCGUCUUUGCUUACCAUCUUGUUUCUUGUACUGCCCUUUACUUUCAUCCUUCUUUCUUACGUCAGCAUCCUGGUGACAGUGUUCAGGAUGAAAAAUUUGGACAGUCGAGUGAAAGCUUUGGCCACUUGUGUUGAGCAUCUGAUUCUUGUUGCUGUGUUUUACUUUCCCCUCCUCAUUAUUUUCACUAUUGGCUUUUAUCUGCGACUCAUUGAUCCAGACCAGCGUGUCCUGAGCCUGUCGUUGGCCUCUUGCCUCCCACCCUGCAUCAACCCUAUUGUCUAUUCUUUAAAGACCAAAGAGAUUAAAAUCAGAAUGCAGGCAUGGUUUAGAAAAAAUAAUGUUGAUGUAGACCAAAGUAAGAGCAAACCUUGGAGAGUUUUUAAACGGAAGGGACGCAUGAGUCCCUAA
Messenger RNA from Mugil cephalus (flathead mullet), 1020 nucleotides. RefSeq names its product olfactory receptor 2AT4-like. The transcript has a single exon. The coding region runs from base 1 to 1020 and encodes 339 amino acids. Lineage: Eukaryota; Metazoa; Chordata; Actinopteri; Mugiliformes; Mugilidae. Gene Ontology annotation, biological process: G protein-coupled receptor signaling pathway. Gene Ontology annotation, molecular function: olfactory receptor activity; G protein-coupled receptor activity. Gene Ontology annotation, cellular component: membrane. The record is from RefSeq and is a predicted model, not a curated record.